AUGAAAAAAAUUGAAACUAGUUCUAAAAUCUCCCUCUUGAAUUUACCCGAAUCAACUUUAGAUGUAAUUUUAGAACUCCUUUCACCAAUAGAACUCAUAAAUAUGUCUAAAGUAUGCACUUAUCUAAGAGGUAAAUGUAGAAGUGAUCAUUUGUGGGAAAAUCACAUGAAGAAUAAAUGGGGAAGAAUCUUUGGUCAUAUUGCUCUCAAGGAGUGGCAAUGGCAUGUAACAAUAAUAACAAAGGAAGAAGGAAGUGUAUUGAAUCAACAAAUCAAUAUUCUUAAUGGAUCACUUGGGACUUUUAUUGGUGCUUGGCCUAUGCUAUGUCUUGGAUCAUAUUUAGAAGAGUGCAAUAAUUUUAAGAGUUUAUUAUUGCCAAAUCAUUUUAUGAUGGCUUUGUAUUUGUCACUAGAGAGUGGCAAGUUCUGGUUUCCAGCUCAAUUAUACUCGGGACUACAUAUUCUAGAUGCCCUGAUUAGGUAUAACUCCAAAACUGAUACCUUCCAAGCAAGGACACGACGUAGUGAGAAUUGGAGGAAUGUGGGGAACAAUAUCCAGUGGGAUAAGCUAAGACUUUCUCCAGUUGAAACCUCUCCUUGCCACGUGUCAGCUUGUUUUGAAGAGCUAAAGCCUGGAGAUCGUAUUGAGAUUCAAUGGAGAGCAAAAACUCAAAUUCCUUAUGAUUGGUGGUAUGGUGUUAUUGGUCACUUGGAUUCUUGUAAUGAGAAUGAGAAUUAUUGUUUUUGUCAAAAUUCUGAGACCUUGGUGAUAGAGUUCAAGCAAUACCCUCGAAGGUCAAAGAUGAGAAAAGCAAAGGUACCCAGACAUUCUGAAAAUUGGGUCGGAAACUAUGGAGGAAUUAGAAAGCUUCAUAGUCAAGAAGAGAUUGAAAAAUGGAAUGAUCAGCUA
Messenger RNA from Trifolium pratense (red clover), 909 nucleotides. RefSeq names its product F-box protein At2g32560-like. The record is from RefSeq and is a predicted model, not a curated record. The annotation marks the transcript as partial. NCBI's taxonomy places the organism in Eukaryota, Viridiplantae, Streptophyta, Magnoliopsida, Fabales, Fabaceae. The transcript has 5 exons. Gene Ontology annotation, molecular function: protein binding.